Molecule: messenger RNA, 3468 nt
Organism: Drosophila virilis
Lineage: Eukaryota; Metazoa; Arthropoda; Insecta; Diptera; Drosophilidae
Gene: erm
Product: earmuff
Biological process (GO): regulation of transcription by RNA polymerase II
Cellular component (GO): nucleoplasm
Molecular function (GO): DNA-binding transcription repressor activity, RNA polymerase II-specific; RNA polymerase II cis-regulatory region sequence-specific DNA binding
Source: RefSeq, a predicted model, not a curated record
UAAGAGCGAGAAAGCAUGACCGCGCAUGCUAUUCAUUUGACUUGAAGUUGACGAUUGAAGCCGUCGGCAAAUUGAACAUAAUAAGGUUGCGAAUGCGUAGGUGAGGCCGAAGCCAAGAACGGAACGGUACGCGAAUAACGGACAUUGCCAUUAAAAACCCCGUCACCCACCCACCAUGCUUAUAUCCCACAGAAUCGUCGACAAGGAGUUGCCCUCCCCGAGCACAUUUUUUGUUUACCUUAACUUACUUUGGCUCAUAAAUAAAAUAUUUACAUUACGAAAUUGACGUCUUCGUCGCUCGGUCGCAUUUUCAUGGUUCCUUUUUGGGUUCCUCCAGUGCAUAUUACAUAUUACGAACAGCUUUCACCUCGCUGUAGGCGCGCGUGUGUGUGCGCCUCUUUCUGUGUGUGUGUGUGUGUCGUGUCUCCCGGUGUGCAUUUUGUAGAGCUACGUCCGGGAAAAGCUACAAAACCAACAAACAGUCCGCGACAUGACCUGCAGCAGUCAGUAGAUUGAUUAGUCCAGGAUUCAAUUUGGGGAACGACCCACAAACCGCUUUGAAGUAUUUUAUGCAGAUAUUAAAUUUAAAUGCUUACUUAAGCAGUCGGAAAGACAUCAAAAACGGAUUUUAAUUAACGCAACGAACAAACACCAUAAGAAUAUUUGAAGAUCUUGCUAGUCCGCGUGGCAUGCAACCGUGUAGUCCAUCGGGUGUUGUCGCUAUGAUGCCGCCAUCGAAAAGUCCCAUCAUGGAAACUGCCGCCAGUGAUGGCAACCAAGCUAGCAGCGAUGCCAAGCGCUCGUGUCCACUCAAGUUCUCCAUUGCCAAGAUCAUGGAGCCAGACAACAAGCAGGCAGCGCCGCCCUCUCUUUCCUCGCUGCAACAACAACAACAACAACAACAACAAGAUCAGCUAAAUCAGCAACAGUCUGAGGAACAUGCUCUGCAUGAGGAAGAACCACGUAAUCCGGAUACGUACGCGGAUUCGGAGCGCUCAUGCAGCCCCAUUGAGGUGACAGGCGAUGAGGAGCCGACAGCUAUGACGGCAAUCAACUACGACUCGGCCUUCAAGAAAUAUGUGCCCGGCUCAAGCUUGGGUUCCGCCACAGUUGCCGGCUCAGCUUCGGCCAGCGCAGUGCAGCAGUUUGUCAGCACGCGGCAUCAGGAACUGCUGUCGCAGUAUCCCUUGCUCUACUAUGCGCCCAACCAGCUGAUGUGUGCCGCCGCCGCCGCCCAAUACGCGGCUCUGACUGCCCAGCAGCAGACGCUGGCCAGCGCGGCGCACAUUAGUAGCUUCACAGCCUCCCUUAACGCCACGCUGCAUCAUUCGCAGACGCUGCGUCGCAACUUGGGUCAUCCACUGGCGGCAGCUGCCGCUGCUGCUGCAGUGGCUCAGUCUCAGUCUCAACAACAGCCAUUGGCACCGCAGCAGAGCCUGGAGAAGUCUCCUAUCCGGGCUCCACAUGUGCCCCAGCAUGCCAGCCUGAAGCGCAAGCGCUCGCCCCAAGGCGAUGUAACAACGCCGCCAUUGACAUUGCCGUUGCCGUUGCCGCCGCCAGUUGGAACAUCGUCGCAUUUGUCGGUUGCACGGUCGCGGUCGCCGUCGCCGCACGGCUCGAUGGAGGACAGCAGCCCGGGCUCGGCCAAUGGGGGCAAGCCGAAGACCUUCUCGUGCUUGGAGUGCGGCAAGGUUUUCAAUGCGCACUACAACCUAACACGGCAUAUGCCGGUGCAUACGGGCGCCCGGCCGUUUGUGUGCAAGGUGUGCGGCAAGGGUUUUCGGCAGGCGUCGACCCUGUGUCGCCACAAGAUCAUACACACCUCGGAGAAGCCGCACAAGUGCCAGACGUGCGGCAAGGCCUUUAAUCGCAGCUCCACGCUGAACACACACGCUCGCAUCCAUGCCGGCUAUAAGCCGUUUGUGUGCGAGUACUGCGGCAAGGGAUUCCACCAGAAGGGCAACUACAAGAACCACAAGCUGACCCACAGCGGCGAGAAGGCGUACAAGUGCAACAUCUGCAACAAGGCGUUCCACCAGAUCUACAAUCUCACCUUCCACAUGCACACACACAACGACAAAAAACCGUACACGUGCCGGGUCUGCGCCAAAGGAUUUUGCCGCAACUUCGACCUGAAGAAGCACAUGCGCAAGCUGCAUGAGCUCGGCGGAGAUGGUCUCGACGAUGAUCUGCCGCCGGCCUAUGAGCGCCGCCGUGAGUACACCAGACGCGAGCCGCUCUCCAACUACAGCCAGGCCAGCCAGUUGACGCCGGACUCCUCCUCCGGCAGCCUGUCGCCGCCCAUCAAUGUUACCACCCCGCCACUGUCCAGCGGUGAGGCCAGCAACUCGGCCUGGACGCGAACAGCCUACCAAGAGUCGUCGGCGGCCAACGCGGCCAGCAGCCACUUUCAUCAUCAUCUGCAGGCGCCGCCUGGCGGCUUGCACGGCGAUUACCCAGGCAGCUCCCCGUUCCUGCAGCUGGCUCAUCCCGCGCAACAGCAGCAGCACCAGCAACAACGCCUCACAGCUGCUGCCCUCGAGAAUGUGCCCUUCAUAGCCAAGGUAUUUUGACAGAGAUACUAUGCGGAAAACCUUGCCAGUUGCACGGCAACGGUAACGGCAUCGUCAUCAGCAUCAGCAUCAGCGCCGGCAGCGGCGGCGGCGGCGGUGGUCACGAGUUCUUUGUCCAAAACAAUGCCAACGGCAACCAAGUCCGGCACAAGCUUGAGCAGCGAUCUGCUGAUCGAUUGACUGCAGCUCGUGUCGGCAGCGGCAGGUGCCACAGUCCCACAGGAAGGUGCCACGUGUGGCCAGGGGGAAGCACGUGAUGCCGCCUCGCCGGAGCUCAGCUGCACGACUCUGGGCAAUGCUGUGCGUGCGCUAAAUGGUCUCUUCUGAAUGCGUCCCCGGAAUUUGUCUGCCCCACCAAAUGGUUUCAACACAACCUGUGCAAUAUUCAAUAUACAAUCCCUCACUCAAAAAUGAAAAAGAAUGUCGAGCUAUCUAUGCAGCACAUAGGCUAGGAAAAUAGUAUGUGUGAUUUUAAGAGCAAAUUAAUGUCGAUUUUAUUUAUACAAUUGAAAAUAAGUAACUUAAUUGUUUGUUGACAAGAUGCACUCUCAAGUCAUACGCGUAUCUUGCCUCAAUCUAAUUAAUAAGUGUGUAUUAAAGUUAGUUAGUACGAAAUGCAGCCCGGACCGAUUCCCGAUUCCCCGGGCGUCGUUCAUAUAGGAAAUUAAAUCUGCAUGUCGAAUUGUAAAUGUAUCAUUAAGUUCAAGGAUUCAAAAAUAAAAAUAUAAACAACAACUAAACAUACAAAUAUCAGCAUCAUACUAAGUAUAUGUAUAUUUAUGUAUUUAUGGAUUGGUUGAAAUGGAAUCAAAUUUUAUCGAGAUCAUUGAAAUUGUUUAGAACUUAAGUGAAAUUAUUGAUCAUGUUUAAGCAAUAAAUCAAUUCUUCAAUAUAA